AUCAGCAGCAGAUCCAAAGAGCUGCUGAGGACUGGACGGCUUUAAAGAGAGGGCAAAAAGGAGCAGAACUACAGAAAGAAAAGAGGAAUCCACAUUUUUUUUCUUUGUUUCUCCUUUUGGCGUGUUGAUGUUUCAGAAAAAGUUGUGUCUGCGCAGAAAGACGCACAAGACUGUUGGAGGGAAUACUGGUGCGCGGAGUGUUUUGGAAAGAACAGCUUGUUGGAGGACGGAGUGCAGGAGAAGUGGCCCGGAGAGAAGCGAGGUCCUGGGAUGAGAGCUCUCUGCUGCUCCCCUGUCUUCCUCAGACCUCCAGGAGGAGUAAACUGGGCGACACACUGAGAGUGUGUGGUGUGUCUGACGCCGUCAGGCUGCCAUGGCUCUGGUUCAGGCACUACCUGUGACUGUGAGUGACCACCCCAAUCCGGGUCUCGACGUGCAGCAGUGCCGGCCGCUAUCAUCGUCCCACUCCCCCUCAGGUCCCUGCUCUGGCCCCUGUGGGCCCUGUAGCUCUGAGACAGCCAUGGGUUCUGUCAGCAGUCUCAUAUCAGGCCGGACGUACCAGGAGAGACACUGCAGGGCUGCCAGCGAAUUCCCCACCAAGCCACGACGCUCCACACCGGCAACCAGCUGCUUCCGGCUCCAGGAUAACACCCUCCGCAGUGGGAGCUCCUUGGAGCAGCUGUUGGUCAUCAGCAACCAGUCGCAGCCUCAGGCCCAGGUUCUGCCUCCUCCGCUGCCCACCAAGAGGCAACCGCGACCUGGAAACUCUGCCGGGACAAGUGGAGGUGGAGGUGGAGGUGGAGGUGGAGGUGGAGCGGUUGCUGGAGCAGUAGGUGGCAGCACUAAUGGGAACUUUGGGUAUGUGAAUGAUGAGGUGGUGGUUGGAGACUGGAAUGAAAACGUGGUGCUGACAGCUGCGAGCCCCUGCAGCGACUCGGAGGACCAAAGGGACAGCAGGACUCUGAACGGCAACAUAGGUGGACCUCCACCCAAACUCAUUCCAGUGUCCGGACAGCUAGAGAAGAACAUGGAGAAAGUGUUGAUCCGUCCGACGGCGUUCAAACCUGUUGUUCCCAAGAAUCGCCACUCUGUGCAGUACCUGUCCCCGCGGCCUGGGGGCAGCAGUCUGUCAGAGAGCCAGGCCAGCCUCAACCUGCUGCUGCCCCUCGGAGGGUCCAGCAGUGCCAACGGCACAAAUGGGAACGGUGGAAGCAGCAGUUCCAGCUCUGAAGGGAAGCGUAACUCCUACAGUGGAGGUCGCAAUGCUCGGAGCAGCCAGUCCUGCUCCAUGUCAGAUUCAGGGAGGAACUCCCUCUCCAGCCUCCCUACUCACAGCAGCACGGGCUACAGUUUGGCCCCCAGUGAGGGCUCCAGCUCCGGGUCAGGCUCUGGGGGCCAGAUGGAGCCUGUGCCGGGCCUGGGCCGAAACACUUCAGGUGGAAGUGGGAGCCAUGGUCACAGUAACUCAGACAGUGGACGUUCCUCGUCCAGCAAGAGCACAGGCUCGGGGUCGCUAAGUGGGCGCGGGCAGCCCCUGUCGGACAGCGGGUCCUGUGGACACUCACCGCCACCUGUGGAGGGCUAUGAGGCGGUGGUGAGGGAGCUGGAGGAGAAGCUGAGGGAACGAGACCUGGAGCUCCAGCAGCUCCGAGAAAAUCUGGAUGAGAAUGAAGCUGCCAUCUGCCAGGUGUAUGAAGAGAAGCAGCGUCGCUGUGAGAGAGAGAUGGAGGAGCUGAGACAGAACUGUGCCACUAAGAUGAAGCAGGCCUCUCAGAAGGCUCAGAGAGCACAGCAGGUGCUACAGCUGCAGGUAUUUCAACUACAGCAAGAAAAGAAGAAGCUGCAGGAGGAUUUCUCCUCUCUGCUGCAGGACAGAGAGACGCUGGAAAGGAGGUGUGCUACCAUCCAGAGGGAGCAGACCCAGCUGGGGCCACGUUUAGAGGAGACAAAGUGGGAGGUGUGUCAGAAGUCAGGAGAGAUCUCCCUCCUGAAGCAGCAGCUGAAGGAGAUUCAGUCGGAGCUCAGCCAGAAGGCAGGAGACAUCGUGGUCCUGAAGGCCCAGCUGAGAGAAGCUCGUUCUGAGCUGCAAGCGAGCCAGGUCCGAUCCCAGGAGGCCCAGACGGCCCUGCGGACGCGAUCUCUGGAGCUGGAAGUCUGCGAGAAUGAACUCCAGAGGCGCAAGAGUGAAGCUGAGCUGCUCCGGGAGAAAGUGGGACGAUUGGAAGAGGAGUCAGCUCGGCUCCGCGACACUCUGUCCGGUCACGGUGGACCCUCUCUACCUGGAACUAUGAAGGGGCAGUGCAUGAGCCUCUCCCUGCAGCAGGGCAGAGGCAUGGCAGGAAGGGGCGGUCCGAGCCCCUCUGUGUACCGCGAUGGAGAGGAGACUCAUCUGGUCUGGGGAGGAGAGAGCGACGAAGCCAAGGCACAGAGGCAGAAUGCAGAAACAUUGCUGGGCCUCAGGCAACAAGUGGAUAGGCUGAAGGCUGAGCUUAUGUAUGAGAGGAGGACCAGUGAGGAGCAACUGUCUCGAUUUGAAGACGAGAGGAGGAUUUGGCAUGAGGAGAAAGAAAAGGUAAUCCGCUACCAGAAGCAGCUGCAGCAGAACUACAUCCAAAUGUACCGUCGCAACCGCGACCUCGAGCGGGUGAUGAGGGAGCUGAGUCUGGAGCUGGAGAACAGGGACAUGGAGGACUAUGAGGUUCGCAGUGGCAGCAAUGACAUCCACUUUGAGGAAAUCACUGCCACAGAAAUCUAAUCUCACACACACACGCUUACAGUAAUAUGUGCACAGAAACAUGGAAGCACGACUCACAAAAGACUCUGAAGAUGUAAACCAAACAUUGAACUCUGGGCCAAAUACUGCACUAUCUCCAACAUGGCUUUACCUGGACCAUUGAGCGAGCAUUCAACCACUCGUCACUGUCAAAAGGGAGAUCUCCCAAAGGUGCAUUCUUACUUCCUGCUAAUGGAGAUGCACUCCAAUAAAUCCUUAUAAGGUGCCUCCCACGGCGCUUUUAAGGGGGUUUUAUUCCACUACAAAGCCAGCACAAAGACUUCUUUCCUUCUGUGGGAGCAAAAGCAGUGAAAAAACGUUUCUUUCUCAGACCACGUUCGAAUCAGGGUAUUGAAAAUCGAUGGGAAUUUAAAGCAAAAAAUGUUACUACACACGGAACAAUCUGGUCGACGACUUUCUUGGUAGCACACGAUGUUAAACACCCGGCCACCAGCAUGCACGGAAUCAUGCAUCAGGAUCGCAGUUCAAUCAAUCACCACCACCGCUGGCUAUUAAUGACGACCGAGUCACCCGUCCAAACUGUGCUCAUUGGCGACACAAACAACCACAGCACCGCUUUUAACAUCUGCUGUUGGCGUUUUAUGGUGUUCGCAGUAUCAACCAUUGUUUUUACAAAUGAUAAAAGGUUGAAAUAUUUUGUUCAGUGGGGUCCAUUUGAAAAGGAAUGUAUUGUGGCUUAUCGCUACAGAGGAAUGCAGUGUAAAUGGUCAUAAUCUGCAAUGAGGAACACAGUGUUAUUUUUGCACAACUUUCCUGCUGUCGUGGGAUUUCUUGGGAUCAUUUUGGGAUACAGCAGUUUUCUCCGUGAGGCAAAUCAACUUAAACAAACCAGUUUUAGCGUGCAGCUCUUGGUUUGCUUACACGUGGACAUCCUCUUCUGUCAUUUCUCCAAAACCACCGAGGACACACAGACCAAACGCUCAGAGGAAAUGCUUUAUUUGAACUCUGCUCAUGUUUUCUAGACCACCAACAGUCACGCCGUUGCUCUCCAUCAAGACGGAGCAGUGAGCUCUUUACAUAAACAUUUAUAUUUUACAAUUAGCACUAGGAAGCAGACCGUAGCAUGGCACCAGAUUUCACUGUCUUUUUCUGGCUUCAUCUUUCCGUCUCCUCUCUCUCUCUCUCUUUCUUCUUUUCUUCUUACUCAACUAUUUUUAUAACGGCGAAAAGCACCUCGGCGGAUGGUAUCAGGAAACUAAAAAUAGAGCAUAUUACAGUUCGGUCGUGACGUCACAGAGAUUUAAGCCAGUGUUUUAACUGUAGGCAUGCUUAUUCAGAGUUUCCGUUUAUUCCCCUUCACUCCCAUUAGUACUCUUUAUUUAGCUCUUGGCGAUCCGAAGCCAAAUACCACUUUUUAAAAAUCUUCACUGACUGCUAUACAGGUAGUGAGACUGGCAUGUCUGCAUGUCUUCGUUAUAUGAGAUUUCAGAGGAAGCUGGUGCAGGUCAGGUUGAGAUGAGAGUUUGCAGAUGCAGUAGCUCCAGCGCUGAAUGUCCUCAAGGCAGGUCUGCUUUUAAAGGCCCCGAAAUAUAAACCCGGCGAGGAGCAUGUUAACGUUUGAAGCUGUAUGUUGCUCUGCUCUGUUUUCUCACAGUAUAUGCAGGGCUGUGUAUAACACUGAGCAUGGGGCUGCUGAGAACUUUUAUUUUGCAAAGAGUCUAUAUGGAGGAAUAAUAGUUAAAUGGAAAUCUAUAUAAUGGAGGAGAUGUUGUAUAUUUUUUUAUAUAUAUAGCACCCGAAGAUAUUUUGUUGUAGUACUGGUAUAAGUGUGGGUUAAUGUAUAUCGCAUACCAAUGUUUCAAAUGACGGAUCAAUUACAAAUGGAGGCGGCAGCGUAGAAGGAGUGCACCUAAUACUGUAAUGCAUGACAAUUUAAUGUUUACAUUAUAUAAUCUGUGUGGAAAACAUUCUAAUGACCAAACUUUUGCAAGUGAUAAAACCGAGGGGAGCUUUUAUUUCAGGCUCAUUUUCAGCCUGUUGUCUCUCCAUUUCGAUUGAUCUUUCACUUGACUAUCAGUAUCAUAUUAUCACACCGGUUCAUGUCGUCAUCGUCGGGUUUUGUCGUUCAUUUAUAAACGCAUGUCAUUUUGAGAGACUUCUUCGUUAUAAGCUGAGGUCGGAUCGGAUGCAAGCCGAGGAGGCGUUAUGUUUCCUAUACUUGGAAAUUCAGUCGAAUUUGAUCAGUACAUUUGAUCGGGCUAUAUUUUGCGUGACGUUACCACAUUCACUGUGGUUUUCAGAGAUUAUUAAAAGUCUGCACUGUGCUUCAAAUGUUAAAGCAAAGCCAUGGCAAGUGACUUUGAAAGGAACAAGCUGUGUUUCUCCAACCACAUUCACUUUGUUAACCAGACCUAGACUGUUACUUACUCACCCACAGGUACAUAUUACCAACAAGCACAGGUGUUGCAAAACAAACGGACUCACUCACUACAAAAGUACUGUGUGCAUCUUGGACUUUCAUUGUUCUUCCUCAUAUCUCAGUUCUUUUCAUCGUCACAUAACCGUUUUCUGUGUAAAUAUGUAAAACACUAAAUAGUAUAACAGAGUGACAUUGUCUUUUAUUUAGACAAAAUAUCUAUUUCAAAUGUAGCCACUGUGACUAGACCAAAGCAACGUAACACAUUUCUUUUUUUCAUUUUUUGUGGCAUUUUUUUUCAUCCUUUUGUGCUCAUUUUUUUGUGUGUGUUUGCUUACGUUGUGUCUUCAUUAAUUCAUAAAGUAUGUAGUUGUCUAUGUAUAUUUUUAUGUGUACAUUUCUUGUACAAAUGACUGUGUUUUUAAUUAAAGAACAAGUUGUCACACCUUAAA
Stegastes partitus (bicolor damselfish) is the source of this 5602-nucleotide messenger RNA. It is a transcript of the gene lzts2a, whose product is annotated as leucine zipper, putative tumor suppressor 2a. Bases 374 to 2755 code for a protein of 793 amino acids. Gene Ontology annotation, biological process: cell division; negative regulation of canonical Wnt signaling pathway. The transcript has 9 exons. Lineage: Eukaryota; Metazoa; Chordata; Actinopteri; Pomacentridae. The record is from RefSeq and is a predicted model, not a curated record.